AAAAAGUGCUUGUGCAAGCAGAACUGAGAAAGUUCAUAGAUCCCUGGUGCAGAAUGUCCCGUUAGUGAGAAAGAGGAGAAAAGUCUUUCCAGAGGACCAGACCGAGCUGACCAGCGCCCGCCGCACCGCAGAUCCCGUUUACCUGAGAAGAAAACAUGGAAUUUCCGACGAUAUUAAAGUGUCGUCGGGUUUUUCUCAAAGUGUUUUUGUUUCAGUUCAUCGUCUUUGAAGCAACUUAUGCUGCUCCUUCGCCUAUCAUCAGGUUUCCUGGAGACGACACAACUCCCAAAACAGACAAAGAAGUUGCUCUGCACUAUCUGAAUAAGUUCUAUGGAUGUCCGCAAGACAGAUGUAACCUCAUGGUGCUCAAAGACACGCUGAAAAAAAUGCAGAAGUUCUUUAAUCUGCAAGAAACUGGGGAGAUUGAUGCCAAAACUGUGGACAUCAUGAAAAAGCCCCGUUGUGGCGUCCCAGAUGUGGCCAACUACAACUUCUUCCACAGAAAGCCCAAGUGGCAGAAGAAGGACGUCACCUACAGAAUCCUGGGCUACACCAUGGACCUGGACGAGGAGGUCAUCAACGAUGCCUUCUUCAGAGCCUUCAAAGUGUGGAGCGAUGUCACUCCGCUCACAUUCACCCGACUCAUGGACGGAGAGGCGGACAUCAUGAUUAAUUUUGGACGCAACGAGCACGGAGACGGUUAUCCCUUUGACGGCAAAGACGGCCUCUUGGCUCACGCCUUCGCUCCGGGGGCAGGAAUCGGAGGAGACUCCCACUUUGAUGAUGAUGAGCAGUGGACACUGGGAGAGGGCCAAGUGGUGAAGGUUAAGUUUGGCAACGCCGACGGAGAGUUCUGCAAAUUCCCCUUCCUGUUCCAGGGCACCGAAUACAACAGCUGUACAUCUCAGGGUCGUGACGACGGCUUCCUGUGGUGCUCCACCACUUACAACUUUGAUGAUGAUGGCAAAUAUGGAUUCUGUCCUCAUGAAUUGUUAUUCACCAUGGGUGGAAAUGCAGAUGGCGCUCCCUGCAAGUUUCCUUUCACAUUCCAGGGCGACAAGUACGACUCCUGCACCACUCAGGGCAGGGACGAUGGUUACCGCUGGUGUGCCACUACUGAGGACUACGACCGGGACAAGACCUACGGGUUCUGCCCUGAAACUGCCAUGUCCACAGUUGGAGGAAAUGCAAACGGAGAUCCCUGUGUUUUCCCCUUCACUUUCCUGAGUGACACCUACGACUCCUGCACUGCAUCUGGGCGCAGUGAUGGCAAGAUGUGGUGUGCCACCACUAAAAGCUACGACGACGAUCGUAAAUGGGGUUUUUGUCCCGACCAAGGCUACAGUUUGUUUCUGGUGGCAGCCCAUGAGUUUGGUCAUGCCCUUGGUUUGGAACACUCCCAGGACCCUGGAGCAUUGAUGGCCCCCGUUUACACUUUCACCAAAGACUUCAGACUCUCUCAUGAUGACAUUCAGGGCAUCCAGGAACUGUACGGCGUGUCGACAGACAAGCCUAUGCCCCCAACUCAAGGUCCUGUUACCCCAAUGGACAUCUGUCGUGAGCCGGUGGUCUUUGAUGCCGUAGCUCAAAUCAGAGGAGAGACGUUCUUCUUUAAGGACAGGUUCCUGUUCCGGUCAGUCAACUUCAGAAGCAAACCCAAUGGUCCCAUGCUGGUGGCCACCUACUGGCCUGACCUCCCCAGCAAGAUAGAUGCUGCUUAUGAAAACCCACUGGAGGAAAACUCUGUCUUCUUCGCAGGCAAUGAGGUAUGGGUCUACAAAGCGGAUCAGCUGGAGAAAGGUUACCCCAAAAAGCUCUCCAGCCUCGGCCUCCCCUCAGACCUGGAGCAAAUCGAUGCAGCCUUCAGCUUCAGAAAGAACAGAAAGACUUAUCUUUUUGCCGGAGAAAAUUUCUGGAGAUAUGAUGAAGAGAGAGGUGCAGUGGACCCAGGCUUCCCCAGACUUAUUGCUGAAUCCUGGAAUGACAUCCCAGAUGGACUGGAUGCAGCCUUCAGUCUUAAUGGCAUUGAUUACAGCUACUUCUUCAAAGGCAACCACUAUUUCAAACUGGAAGACAGCAGCUUGAAGAUCGUCAAACUGGGUGAAAUCACAAAGGACUGGCUGGGCUGUUCAUCAUUUUGAAAGACUUCACCACGUCUAAAUAUCUGAAAGGAAGUUGGGCCUCAGAAAGACAUUGGCAUUAGAGUGUGCACAACAUGGGGUUGCUGCAGUGCACUCAGUCAUAAGUUGUUUUUUUUUUCUGGCAACAAUGCCCCCCCCGAGGGGGUGUGUCCCUUUUCAGCCUGAAUAACCAGCCCUCAGCUUUGUACAGAGGUACUUUAAGACCUUCUGCAAAUGCUGAACAUAGGCAACUUGAUGUUUGCUUCAUAAAUGUGUUAUUGUGACGUUUGAUUUUUAAUGCUGUUGCAGAUUUAUUAAUGAACGUGUAACCCCCCAUGUUUUAUUGUUUUAGUUUUUUGUGUUUUUUUUGCCUUUUUCACUCAGACAUCAGGUAUGUCCACGCUGCACCAGAAGCAGUGCUAUACUUUGCUGUGAUGUUUUUGUUGCAUAAAAAUAAAAAUUUUAAUUUUAAUUUUUUUUAAAUCACAUGAGGAUAUUUCAAGGUAAGUGUACAAGAUUUUUGUAAAUGUAUCAUUUUUAACUAAUUUCUCUCAUUGUUGCGCAAAACAUUUGAAAAAAUGAAUUUGCACAAUAUGUAUGACCGAAAAUGGUGCUUUAGAGUUUGCUUUCGCGUAAAGUCCGAAAUAUAUACACAUAUACACAACUUAUAUUCCGUGUAUGUCUAUGUCUGAUGGGACUGUUCAGUAUUGUCUGAAUGUCAGAAAGUAGUAUUGCAGGCACACGAUAUUUCUAUUUUUGUUUAGCACUUUUAAUGGGACUCUACAAGGAAACAGAACAAAAUGGAGACCUGAUUAUAGUCAUGACUUUUCCAUGUAUUUUAGUUCCUUCACUAAUGGUACAGGGAGGUUUAAGGCACAGGUUGCCUUCAGUGGCUCUAUAGGUUUGCUGCUUGAUGGAAUCAUGACAAGAAUACCGCAGUAGUAUUGUUUAAUAAUCUUUUUUUUAUUCCUGGGUGUUGGCACUACAGUAAUUGUGUUUUGUGUUGUUUGUAAUGCUUGUGCACUUUGUUAUUGUCAUCAAUAAAGAUGAAAGGUGGCCAAAAA
Cynoglossus semilaevis (tongue sole) is the source of this 3184-nucleotide messenger RNA. It is a transcript of the gene mmp2, whose product is annotated as matrix metallopeptidase 2. The record is from RefSeq and is a predicted model, not a curated record. The coding region runs from base 156 to 2141 and encodes 661 amino acids. Gene Ontology annotation, cellular component: extracellular matrix. Gene Ontology annotation, biological process: collagen catabolic process; extracellular matrix organization; proteolysis. NCBI's taxonomy places the organism in Eukaryota, Metazoa, Chordata, Actinopteri, Pleuronectiformes, Cynoglossidae. Gene Ontology annotation, molecular function: metalloendopeptidase activity; zinc ion binding. The transcript has 13 exons.